Molecule: messenger RNA, 10149 nt
Organism: Xenia sp. Carnegie-2017
Lineage: Eukaryota; Metazoa; Cnidaria; Anthozoa; Malacalcyonacea; Xeniidae
Product: interferon-induced very large GTPase 1-like
Exons: 12
Coding region: 447-8891 (2814 amino acids)
Biological process (GO): signal transduction
Molecular function (GO): GTP binding; protein binding
Source: RefSeq, a predicted model, not a curated record
CGUUUUUUAGCAUUUGGCUAGUUCCAAUAUUAUCAUGCACUCUGCAUGACGUUCUUAGUCAUGUAUUUUUAUUUAAAUGAUAAUUGCUGUUAGUCACUGAUGUAAACGUCGUUAUAUAACUGAGAUGUUCUACGUUGAAGUCAUUAAUGUUAAUGAAACAGUUUGUUGAAGAAAAGUCUUAAUUUGCCUUAUCUUCGUUCGUUAUCCGAAUGCGCUUAUGCAACGAAACUCACAUGGAUCAAAAGAAAUUGAUACUGAAUUAAGGUCAAAAAAAACCUGAAGAACGUUCUUUUGGAAUAAGAAAAGGACAUUGAUAACUGGCCUGCUAUCUACUAAUGACUGUAAUGAAGACUGUCUAGAAUAUUCUGUAGAAGAAAAAACAUUUGCACAUUAUUAUCCUUUGUGAAGGAUACAUUAUUUUCUUUGAGCACAACUUUCAGUCUCUAAUGGUGAUGGAAGCAAGAAUAAAAUCCGCUUUGAGCAUAGUUGUGGAUGUUUGGGAAGGCAAAAAUGGAACAUAUUUUAUUGAUGAAUUCAAGAACAAAUUGGAGACACUACGCGAAAAUUCGUCAGGAAAUCUUCGCGAGGAUUCGCCAAGGAAUCUUCGGCACAGUUUUUUGCACUUUGAAGACGGAGUUGAAAAGCUAAAACAUUUGGAAGGGUGUGCUGCAAAGCAACCAUCGUCGUCAACAUUGCUAACAACAAUGUUAUCUCAAUCUAAACCGUUGUUUGAACUAGCUGGAGAGAGGGCGAAAAAAGCAUUUGAGGAUGCGUCUUUAAGCAUCGAAGAUAAGAUAACAGCAAGCACGAUUCGCAUAGCAAGCGCUAUUCUUCAACACUUGGAUAACUGUGAGUCAGCGACAAGAGAUUUGUUGCGAUGCUUGAAAGAAUUAAACUCAUCGGUUGUCGCGGAAAUAAAGGCCGAAUCUCAAAAUAACCCAGGAGACGAAAUCUUUGACAGUGUAAUACGUAUCAACGUCAAUUUGGCCGAUUUCAUAUUUAAGCACACUAACAAGAGAAUGUAUGUUAUGGAGUGGCCCUUGAUUCAAUAUGGCAAGCAGUUGAUUCAUCCUUUCUAUUUCAAAAACAUCAAGGAAAUUACUGCCACGUCACUACCUUGGUACACAACUGACCUUCGUAAGAAUAUUGAUUUCUUUAACAAGAAAAUGAUCGUAAACAGAGAAGGGGAAUUACUUGUUUUCGAUGGAAAUGAAUUGCAAAAGCUUGACAGCAAGAGCGAAAAGUUUCAAACAUGGUGUAAAGAAAGUCUGAAUGUUGAAAAUAGACAAGUAAAAUGCAUGAACGUUGAUGAAAAUGGCAUGGUAUAUCUACUUUUGUAUCGUAAAGACCAUUCAAAUGGCAAUUAUGUGUUGAAACUUUGUUUGGAAGACAGAAUUGUUCAAAAUUGUUCUUUGCAUUUUCUUAAUGAUAAAAAAUUUAGUAAGAUUUUUCUAGCUGCCACGCCCAAUGACAAAGUGAUCCUUGCUACAGUUAAAAGUUCAAGACGCAAACGAAGUGAAAUCAAUAUAUAUGUGUGUGACGGUAAAGGUAAACGUAUUAAGUCUUUUGAACAAAAAGUUAAAGGUGGUUUUAUCAAGUCUGUUGUACGAAAAGUUAAAGGUAAACCAGUUGAUGAUGAAGUGAAAAGUUUGUCCAUUUCAUCCUGUGGAAAUAUAGCAAUUUUGACAAAUGCAUCAGGCCAAUCUUACGAACUCAUCAUUUUUAAGUUGGAUAACACUUUUGUUAAAAAGAUGAAAUUUCAUUCACAGGUUAAAGGAAUCAAUGCAUACACUCGAGUCAUUUACACUCCCUUUGACAACACUAUCAAAGGUUUUUAUUUUAAAGAGGACAAAUCACAGCUUGUUAUUGAAACUUUUUCCAUUGAAACCAACGAAAUUAAAAUAAAAUGGUCUGUAAUGCUGAUGAAUACAGGAUAUUUUUCAGAAUUAUUUGAUGGUUUGUUUCGUCUUGUUCAUCAUGCAAAUGGAAAGGUGGCUUUGCUUUCAAGUGAAAGGAUAAUUUACAUAAUCAAAGGGAGCAGUGAGCAUUAUGGCAUGGAAGUGAGCUUGGAAUGGAAAGGACAUCCCGAUGCUACAGUAGUGAGUAAUGUUCCCGAAGAUAGUGAUCUCUGGGAAAUUGCUGAAAAGAUAUAUCCUCAAUGGCUGGAGCUUGCUAGAAUGCUGGACAUACCAGAAGAAAAUUUGCAAAAGAUAUGCUCUGUAAAUAAUAAAUUGCCAUUGGAAAUGCUUUUGAAGUGCAAAAUAACAGAAAGAAAAAAUGCCACCGCGAAUAUGUUAGUUAAAAAUUUAAAUGCCUUUGGCCAUCGACAAGACGAAUGCGAAAGAACUCAUCAGGGAUUCCCACGCCAGCUGGAAGAUAAAAAUAAAAAUACAAAUAUGGACAGCCAAACACAUACAACAGAACCUGAAAAUGUGACGGACACCAAUGAAGUUUUUAAAGAAAAGUUCCUCAACGACGAUUACAACAUUCGAGAUGAAAUUGUCAAUACCCUCCAAAGUUUCGUGCGGAUUAACGGAGCUGUUAGAAUAUCUGUUCCAAACCAAGAGAUACCUUAUGAACAUUUAUUUAUUACAGUUGAUAAACAGGAAAAAAUGUUGGAAGACAAUAUAAAAAAAAGGAUUGAUUCUAAAUUUGGAUGGAAAGCUUCAAGAUUCAUCGAAUUACGAAGUUCAGCAUCGAAACCAUUAAAGUUAACAUAUUAUGGUCAUCUUUGUUUAUUAAAUACGUUUCGAGAUAUUAGCUGUGAGCUAACAAUGCUCAGUAGUAAAGAUAAAAACUAUUUCGCUUUGACCUGUGCACAUAUUGGUUGUGUCAGUCACCGAGUGGAAGAUCAGGAAAGCGAUGUUUCGAAAAUAAUUGAUACUGUUGAUGCCAGAAAUAACAAUAAUUGUAACAAAUAUUUCUGCCAACCGCCCAAUUGGGAAGAGGAGAAACAACUGGGUACCUUUCCCUGCAAUACGGUUAGUGUGUUUAAUGAUGAGACCGAUUUUAUGUCUAUUCCAGUUGGAAAGAAAGAAGAUUUUCAGCGUCUCGGUGGAGAUGAUAUGGAGAAUCUUGCGUUAAGAUUAAAAGAAAUGAACAAAGAGCUUUAUGAAAGAUUACGAAAUGGCCAGGGUUUUGUCGAAGUUCGUACAAGUAAUCACACCAAGGGCUUCAUAAGUGAACGGAGUUAUUCAUAUUUUGGUAAAACUUCGAAGGAACCGAUUUUCAAAAAUGCUGUUAAAGUGAAAAGUGAUGGCUCUUUUCUCAAGGAAGGUGACUCGGGAAGUCUUGUUUAUUUAAAGGAUCGAGAAAAUGUUUGGCAGCCAUUUGCUUAUGCCGUGUGCGAAAUAAAUGAUGACGAAGACGAUGACGAUCAUGAUGACGAUGAUAGUGAUGAUUAUGAUGAUGAUGAUGAUGAUGAUGAUGAUAUCAUAGGCUGCAAGAGAACCUAUAUAUGCUUAAAAUUGUAUAAAGCAUUGGAGAUAUUUGAUCUAAGAGAUGGGAAGUUCUUUAUAGAACCCAAAAAUAGCAACUGUGGCUUUCCGUCUGAAAAAAAUAGUUUACCUGGUGAAUUAACAGAUGAAGAAAAUUGUUAUGAACAUCAUGCCACUCGACAAUUACAAACUGAUUCUGAACUGGAAUCAUUUCGUUCAAAUGUUCAGGCAUUUCAAAUGCUGUUGCAUUGGAAAAAGGAAAAAGGAAAAGAUGCUACUAUAAAAAAAUUGGCAGACGCCUUAAUCAGUAUAGGUCGUUUGGAUCUUUUAGAGAAAUUUUUACAAGUUGAUAAAGAAUCUAACCAAACCACGGAGAAAAAUGAUUUGAAUGAUUUUGACAAAGAAAAGAAAAAUGAGGAAAACGUCGCAGAUAAUAUCGUCAAAGAGGAAAACGUAAACACCUCAAAAGAUAGGAUUGAUCAUGUAAAGGGUCAAGAAAAUCGGAAGAACGUUCUUUUGGAAAAAGAAAAGGACAUUGAUGGCCCAAAAGAAUUUCGUCAGGAUUUCGAAUUGGGCGUAACUUCCAAUAAAACAGAAAAGACUUCUCAUAAAACAAAACAAAAGGCAAUAUCUGAACUAUGCGAACGUUUAGGUCUUAAAACAAAACUUACAUCAAAACAUGCACGUUCUGUUGGAACGUUUAAUGACGACAAACUGACUUCUCCUGACCAAAUUCCCAAUUAUAUUCUUAAAAUGUUAAUGAUGGCUAAUCACCAAGCACUUGAAUUUAAACUGGAACCAUUAAAAAAAAGUAAAGUUAUUUUAAAAUCAAAUGAUGGUACUCAUGUAAGUGAUAGCGAUGAUGAGGAUAUAGAUGAGAUUGAAUCAGAUAAAGUCAAAAGUAAGAGUUUGGAAGAUGAAGAUGAUUCCGAAUAUAGUGACAGUGAUAAAGAAAGUAAAGUUGUGAAAGGAGUUAACCCUAUGGAUGCUUUAUUAGGGAUUUUCUAUUGUUCUGAUAAUUUCUUACGACAAAUUCUAGCUGUAAAACUUAGUGCAUGUCAGCUCAGCGUUCCCUUUAUUUUACCUGAUCCUGAUGAUCCAGUGGAGAAGCAAACUAUCUUGCUUUUAGCGUUGGGAAAAAUAAUAAAGUCUUGGAGAGGUGCCUCAAUCAAAGACUCCGCAAAAGAGGUGUACGCAACAGAACAUCCCUUUCCCAUAGUUUCAUUUAUCCGGGUGGGUAAUGUGACCAUGUCUAAGUCAUCUCUGAUGAACAAGAUUAUCAGCGACGCUAAUGGUGUUCAUGAAUUCUUCUUUCAUAAAAACAUUAAAGGUGGUGAUGUUAAAAGGAAAAUCGUAGAUGGUUUGGUUGAACUUGUGUGGUAUCUUCCAGGUAGGUGUGAGAAGAAUACCUUAAGAACUGAAAUCUGUUUUGCCAAUCUACGCGGGGAUGCUCAAAGUUUCAAGAAACAAGUUAAUAUAAUUCGAGAAAUAUCAAACAUUUUGUGUAUUUUAUUGCCCUCUGAAAUACCUGACGAACAAGCGAGGAAUUUUUUGGAAGAAGCUAUAUUAUCCAAAGGUAAAACACUGCUGAUUUUUAACGAAAAAAGGCAAGAAGAAGUGAACAAGUACUACAAAGAUUUAAAGAAGUAUCAUGGUACAAAAUUAUCUUUCUUUACAAAAGCACUUAAGCCAAACAAAUAUGAAUUUUUCGAAAGUAUUCGCCAGGUCAUACAGAAAAAUACAAAAGAUGCUGAAGAAAGUAAACUGAAAUCUUUAGAAAAUCUCAAAUGCCACUCAAAGGAAAGUGGUGUUUAUAUUGAUGAGGACCCAGCUUCUAUCAUAUUGGAAGAAACUGUGGAAACGUGGCUUUUUGAUGGGAUUCAAGAAGCAAAAAAGCUGUUUAAGCUACAAGGUCAUGUACCAAUUUUAGCAGAUUUAGAAAAAAAGAUACAUAAUCCAAAAUUUCGUCCCACUAUCAAACAAGAAGAAGUUGUCAAUGAAUUAUACAAAGAACUGGAAAAUGUAAAAAAGGCUCAGAUCGAAUCUUUCAAUAGUAUGAACAAAGGUGUUAUUAAAUUCCUUAAUUCCAUACCUGUAAUGAAUGAACAGGAACUGAAUAGAAAUUUGCAUCAUUUGAAGUAUUUAUUAGACAAAGCUUCUCUACUUGUGAUGACAGAUUUACAUCAAAAAUAUCGUCGGGCAUUACUUUCUGUUAAAGAACCUACCAAAAAUACGCACAAUGAUAAUCAAGAUUCACAAACCGAGGGAGAAAAGAAUUUAAAUAAACUGGAAGAAUUGAUAUUAAAGUCCUCAUUUGGUUUGGAGCAUAUCAUUAGAGAGGUUGCCCAACUUUAUCAGCUUCCUGAUAUUGCAGUAAAUGAUUAUGCAGGUGCUGCAGCAAAAAUUCUUCUUUCCGGGGAGCCUUUGGAAUUGCUGGAUGGUGAUUCAGGUUACAUACCAAUGAAAUGGUUUAAUGCUGUCUAUGAAGAAUUAGAAAAUCAAACAAAUAACGCUAGCAUUUACGUCAUUUCUGUGUUAGGUAUUCAAAGUUCGGGUAAAUCGACAAUGUUAAAUACAAUGUUUGGUUUAGAGUUUCCUGUAAGUGCAGGAAGAUGUACUCGUGGUUCUUUUGCUUGUCUUGUUCCACUUAGUGAUAAACUUAAAUGUGACACAAAUUUUGAUUAUGUGUUGACCAUCGAUACUGAAGGUCUGAAAGGAAUGGCUGACCCAGAAGUGAGAGAACACGAUAAUGAAUUGGCAACUUUUGCUGUUGGUGUUGCUGAUGUCACGAUUGUCAAUAUCUUUGGUGUAAACUAUAAUGAAAUGAAAGAGUUUUUAGCGAUGGCUGUUCAUGCUUUCUUGAAAAUGAAACUUGUGAAAGACAAGAAAUCAUGCAAGAUCGUCCAUCAAAAUGUUGCUGCUGAUGACGCUGCAGAUAAGUUAAUGAUGGAUAGGCGAAAUCUAAAACAAAAUCUAAACCAUAUGGCAAGGCUUGCAGCAAUACAAGAAAAUUGUGAAGAUCAGUUUCAAAAAUUAGAUGACAUAAUGGCAUUUGAUGAAAAUAAAGACGUAUUUUACAUACCAAGUCUAUUGAAAGGAAGUCCUCCCAUGGCUCCGAUAAACCCAAAUUAUGGUAGAGACUUGCAAGAAGUAAAGGAGAAUAUUAUUCAACUUAUGUGCUCAAAAGAAGUGGUCAAGCUAACUGUUUCUUCAUUCCGUGAACGAGUUAAAGGUCUAUGGCAAGCCAUGCUAAAGGAAGACUUCAUUUUUAGUUUCCGAAAUGUGAUCGAAAUCAGAGCUUAUGCAUCGUUAGACAAAAAAAUGUUCAAAGAAUCAGUAAUACUAAUGGUAAAUGGAAUGGCUGAAAUUGAGAGAAGUAUUGAAAGAGACUUGAAAAUAUGCACUACACGAGAAGAAAGAGAGAGAUGUUGGAUGAGCAGUAAAAAACGUAUAAUUGCAGAGGCAGAAGAACUCAAGACGAAAAUGGAGAAAGAAAUGCGGACGUUUUUUGAAAGUAGUGAAGAUAGAUCAACACUUGAACAAUGGAAAGAAGACGUGAUGGAUAAAAUUAAAAGAUACAAACGAAAUCAGGAAGCGUCUGUUAUAGAAAAUUGUGAGGCAACCUUCCACCAUCUGCAGCAAAAACAAGAUGUUGAAGAAAUGAAAAAAAAUUAUGAAAAACAACUUGUGGACAGAGCAAAAAAUUUAGUGCCAUCUCAAAAAACAAAUGACGAAGAAGAAUGUAAAGCAGCAUUUCAAAAAGAAUGGAAAGAAUGGAUUGGCGAAGUUCCCCUUUGUGAGGAAGUAAAGCGUGAUGUCAAUGAAUAUAUGCUUAAUAUUCUUCUAGCAGAAAAUUCUGAUCUUAAUGCUGACAUGAUCACGAAACUAAAGCCAAAAGAGUAUAGAAUUUCUGCUUUUUUUAAUGCUGAUCCUGUCAUUGAUAGAAAUGUGCUUUCAUUUAAUGGAGGGAGGGGUUUGAAAGUGGUCCAAAACGUGUAUAAUUGGUUCAUACACGAUGAUGUGUCAAGGGCAAGUAAUAUCAAAAAUAAAGUUAUCUCUCAAGGAAAGCAAAUUGUAGAGAGAGUUUCCAACAUUGCUGUUAGAUUUACUGAAAAUGAUCUUAUAACAAUGUAUGAUGAAAUCAUUUCUACCAUUGAUAAAGAAACAGAGAAACAAAACGUGAAGUUUAAAAAACCAUUAGUAUGUGACAUACUGUUAUACACAUUUGCCCGUGCCUUUCCUAUUUUUGAUAAAAUGGAAGAGCGUUAUGUUGAAGAGCGUGAUACUCGACGGAAUCUUGAAAGUACUUUAAGACCAAGGCUUGAAAAGUAUUUUAUCAACCUUUGCAAAGAGAUGGAGAAAGAAGUUUUGGCGGCCACGUCAUUGGUUGAUGUGCUUCGUGAGCCUAUAAUGUCAGAACUUAACAAAGGCAUUGUAAAAGCAGUUGUUACUAAGCUUUCCACGAAAAGCAUGUUUCUAAGCAAGGCUCACUUUCAUGCCAGUGUUUUGAUUCAACUUGGAGAAAACCCUAGUUUUGAAUUGUUUAUUCCUUAUUUGAAGAAUCCUGUUCAAUUUUUGAAAAAUAAAUUAAAGGAAUACGUCGAAGACUUUUGCUUGAACAAAGAAUCGAAACUGGUACGAUAUCUGUUAAAAGUUGAAGGAGAGAAGCUGAAGUCAGAUAUAUUUUCUGCCAUUGAAGUGGCAAAUAAGCAAGCUAGACAUGAAAUCGAACAAGGAAAUGAGAUUUGGAAAGUAAGGAAUUGGAUUAAAAAGUUUGUGGAACAGUGUUCUUCUCUUGCCAUCACGAAAGAAAUGUUUGCUGUCGCUACAUUGGAUGAAGAUUUAAAAGAAACUGAUAUAUUUGACGAAAAAAUUCGUGAGUUGGUCGAAAACUUUGUACAAUCCCUUACUGAUGCUGAACUGAAUAGUAAAACUAUAAGUAAUUGGCAGCCAGCACCCCACGAAAUGCUUUCAAAAUUAUUGCUUGGGUGUCAGGCUGUUUGUCCAUUUUGUAAAGCUUUGUGUGAUCAGACUAUGGAGCAGUCAAAUCUUUCCGACGAUGGUGAACACGUGACAGAAAUACACCAGCAAUACUCGACAAAAUUACACCGUCCUCUGGGUUUGGCAGGUCAUUACAAUUCCGAAACCAAGAUAUUGAUUUCCGAUAUUUGUACAUUUCUUGUAGCUGGAGAUGGAACAUUUCAAAACAUUGACACAAAUUGGAAACCACAUCCCUACAAAGAUUAUCAGUCAGUAAACGAUUACUACAAAUCGUGGAAAAUUCCUCCAGAUCUCUCUUUUGAAGCGUCUAGGUAUUGGCAAUGGUUCAUGGUAAAGUUCUCGAAACAACUGGCGAAACAUUAUGAAGCAAAGGAAGCAAAAAUACCUUCGAGUUGGAAAAGUGUGGCCUUCAGUGAGGCCGUAAAACAACUGAAGGAGGAAUACGACUUAUAAAAAUCUUCAUCAAAAACAUCGUCUGAAGUCGAUUUUUAAUCAAUGCUCUUUUUGUACCUCGUUUUUGUUGAAAUAUAAUUUGAUCAGUACCGGAAUCAUUUGAUGUUUUUUUUGUUAAAUAAAUGUUUAAAGAAGUAUACUAAAACUGUUGUGAUUAAAUUUUUGUAUUGUUACACCUACCAAUGCGUUCAUGAAAUAUGGCGAUCAAUUUGUUUAGAACACUACAUAUAAUUUAGCAACCUUAACUAUGUAAUCUGUACUUAUUAAAAUACAUCCAGUUAAAUAUUCAUUUCGUGACUAUAUAAACUACAAGUAAUUUACCUUCCAAAACAUUAAAUAAAUAAUGUAACGAUAAAUAACAAUUUUAAAUACAAUUUAAUUUGUUGUGCUUGGUCUUAGCUAUAAUUGUUAGAAAGACAAACAGAAUAACAUAUUCACUAUGACGAAAACUAAUCACAUUGACAACAUAAAAAAACAACAAACGGCAAUGGUGAGAGUCAAAAUAGACUUUACAUCUUAUUUAUGAUAAAUAACCUGUGGCUUUCAACAUUACGUGCAAAGACCCUUUUCUUUAUGGAGGUCGUGGUGACAAAGCAAUAUUAUACUGACUUAUUGGUGAAAGGAGAACAUUGUUAUGAUUGAAAUCGAUAAAAUGUUUUGUUGCUAAACUUUCAUUUGGAAUUUUGUCGUGAUAUAUGUUUCUCUCACAAAAAGUGCUGUGGCUUGUUCAACAAAUUCUUUUGUCGCUAAAAUAUUCCUUUAAUAACAUGACCCAUAAUUUAAUCUUAUAGACUUCAAUUAAUUGCUUCAAUUUAAUUAGAAAAGCAGCAAAGUAGUCCUUCUUAACGUUAUUUGUUGCACAUAAUUUUUAUUUUAAAGUCUUGUAACUAAGCAUAAUUCUCUAGAUUGUAAUUUCGUAUGAUGUAUGUUGUGUACGAGUCUUAAUAACGUAUGAGACCGUCAAUUAUUAAUUGUAACUAUAUUUAAUUUUUCUGAUGAUACUUCUAUAUAUCAAUUAUCGUUUACUUUUCUUAAACAUGUAAAAAUUUAUAUAAAAUGUAAGCAUGUUAUUAUCUACACGAAUACGUGUUAUUGCAUAACCGGUAUUUUCGUUGCAAAAUGUCGUAAUAUGAAACAAUACAACCACAAUACCUGUACAACAUUUGAAUCAUAUUCAUAUUUUUCAUGUGUAACUCACGGGAAAAUGAUCCACCAUGUCGGUUGAUAACAAUAAAAUAUUACGAUUUUUUUUUGUUGA